AUGACGUUUCCGGCACCAGAAGCUCAGUCCUCACUGGCAGAGUUAGAGAUUCGGGAAAUUUUCAAGCGGGCCCAGAGGCAACAGUUCACGAUUCUUUCCUCGAUCAAUGAGCUGCCUGCCGUCGUGGAUAAGGCACUACAAGCCUGGGCAGCGAAGAUGAUGGAACGGAAGAGCAUCAGCAUUGGAUGGUUGGCCAUGACAUAA
This is a messenger RNA of Penicillium coprophilum, 204 nucleotides long. RefSeq lists its product as uncharacterized. The record is from RefSeq and is a predicted model, not a curated record. The transcript has a single exon. NCBI's taxonomy places the organism in Eukaryota, Fungi, Ascomycota, Eurotiomycetes, Eurotiales, Aspergillaceae. The coding region runs from base 1 to 204 and encodes 67 amino acids.